UUAAUCAUUAACAGUUUACUAUAUUGCAUUCGUGAACAAUGGUACUAAUGUGACAAGAAAAGUGCAAUUUUCAAGAGACGAUGAGUGCGGUCAACGUUUGGCCGCUGUGGAUUCUUCUACUGGCUGCUGGUUUACGCGUGGACGCACAUAAUUUGCGGAAAAGCUUCCGAUGUCUCAGCGAAGUGGAUCAUGAACAUAGAAAUCGUACCACCCGCCAAUUUCCUCCCAUCGGGAAUCAGAUGUGCUCACAGCAGCAACCCAUAAUGUGCCCACCUGGUAGUGUCUUGCAGAACAAUAGAUGUGUCAUACGGCAAACUUACUGCCCUGGGGGAUUCCAGCUCGUAGGGAAUUCGUGCGUGGGACAAAGUGUGUGUCCACCCGGGUACAUCUUGUCCAAUGGCAUGUGUCACCGUAAUCCAGUCGAGAUGUUACCCGUCUGCAGUAGAAAGACCGUUGUUCCCAUCUGUGAUAGAGGAUACACAUUCACCGGAACACAGUGUAUGCGACAGGAAACUCAACCGGCGGAAAACAAGUCGAGAAUAACGGUAAGCGUUGCUCCGUUUACAUGUCCGCAAGGGUACAUGCUGAGUCAGGAUAAAUGUAUUGCUUACGAACGGCAACCAGCUAAUUGUUCGCGAGGUACUUUAUUGUUGGGUGAUUGUGUGAUUGAUGCCCAAUGUCCAGCUCUGUUUACAAUGGACGAGUACGGUCAGUGUGUCAAUGUGACAGAGAAACAAGCGGUGUGUCCUGUCGGUACGACAUUUUCGGAUGGAGUUUGUCAAUACUCCAGUCCACGAUGUCCUGGCAAUUAUACUCUGGCUAACGGAAGAUGCGUACUGGAGCAGAUAGCUCCUGUUCAAUGUGAUUCAGGUUCGAAGCUGUUGAACAACUACUGCGUUGUGACUGACCCUAAAUGUCCCAACGAGUACAAAUUGAAUGAUGGACAAUGCGUAUACACGCGUGUCGAUCAGGUCAGAUGUCCUGAAGGUAGUUUCAUUCGAGGAAAUCUGUGCGUGGCUCGCGAGAUCAGAUGUUCGAUCGGAUACGAGUUGCGGAAUGGUUACUGUGUGCAGGUCGACAAACAACCUGCCAGAUGUCCUUCGGGAUCCCGAUUAGAGGGUGAAGUUUGUGUAUCAACCCAACCACUGUGCAGCCGCGACUUUGAAUACGAUCAGCGAUAUGGGCAGUGCGUUAAGAACGAACAACGACAGCCAGUUUGCGAUAGAGGUUUCAUGCCACGAAAAGGCGAAUGUGUGAGUGAACGCGUCAUCUGUGAAGAUGGUUAUGCCGUGCGAAAUAAUGAAUGUGUUCUGGAAGAGAGAAGCAUUCAGCGCUGUCCGCCAGGAAGCAGCUUGAAGGACGGUAUGUGUGUUCAGUCUGAACCCCGGUGUGAUUUUGGGUUCGAAUUGGUGGGAGCAGUUUGCUUGCGACAGGAGAAGCAAAUCCCAACUUGUCCCAGAGGAUCCCUCUAUCACGGUGGCUACUGUCGUCUUCAAAACGUUGGAUGUCGUCCUGGCUACGAACUUAGAGAUUCGCAAUGUAUCAGAGAAGCUUCGUCUUUACCUGAAUGUCCCGAUGGUUUCACGUUCAAACGUGGAUAUUGUUUAUCGCAACCACAGUGCGACAGUGGUUAUGUUUUAGAAAAUGGCUUUUGUCGAAAACGGAUCACUGUCCCGAUUACAUGCCCUCCAGAUUCGUCGUUCCAGGAUGGUUCAUGCAUAAGUGCCGAAAUUGAAUGUAUUGUAGGAUUUGAAUUGCGCAACGGAGUUUGUAUUCGUGACCAUGAGGUCAUUCCAAUGUGUCCGGCCGAUGCGGAGUACUUCAAUGGUCAAUGCAGACUUAGAACAACCCCCACAUGUCCGUUCGGUUCAACGGUUCUCGACGGAGAAUGUCGCGUACACGAUGAAAUCGCUCCCAGCUGUCCAAAUGGAUACACUUACCAGAAUGGGCAAUGUCACGGGAUGUUAGUAUCCCAAUUACCACCUGUUCAACCACAACUACCGUCAUUACCGUCGCCGUGCGCUUCGAAUUGCAUGCAGCAACCGUGUGCAUACAACUGGAUGUGCAACGCACAACAGACUUGCGGAUCAUGCAGCCAGCAGUCAAUCAACUACCCGCAGUUCAUCCCUAGCAGGCAACCGCCCGUCUGCCAGUCAGGCUAUGAACUUUCAAACGGUUUAUGUACUCGCAGUUACAACUUGCCCAUGCAAUGUAAAAGCGGAUACAGCUUAAGAAACAACGAAUGUGAAAGUAUUCUACCGUUGAAGUGUGAACAGAACGCCACCAUGAGGGGCGAACGAUGCAUCCGGGAGGAGAUUAUGUCCGGAAGUUGUCGUGCUGGAUACUACAUGAAAAACAAUCGUUGCAUUCUCAUAAAUCCCGAAUGCGGCCCUAGUCAUCGUUUGAUAAAUGGACAAUGCGUCCAAAUUCUUGAAAAAAUAUCAUCUUGUCAAUCAAACGUAAGGAAGCUCCGCAACUUCUGCGUAGCUCAACCACGUUGCAGAUCAGGAUUUGAACUGCAACAGAACGUAUGCUACAAAAUAGAUGUCGACGUUCCACAGUGUCCUUCGGGAUCGGUCGUUAGAGAUGACGUCUGCGUAACGGCGUUCCAAUGCCCGGAGGGAUAUAGAUUCGCUGAUGAUCACUGUGUUAAAAGUGACCAACGCUUGCUAAGAUGUCCUCCAGAAACCAGACAAGUCGACAACUAUUGCAUUGUUCCUGGCCCAACUUGCGAUCAUGGUUUUGAUCUACGAAUGGGAGUGUGUACUAAAGUCCAACGCAAGCCAAUCAUUUGCCCAGUGGGUAGCCGUUUGUAUCAUGGUUUUUGUAUUAUGUCGCCUAGAUGUGACCAAGGUUACCAAAUGAUUUCUGGACAAUGCUCUCGCCACGAACAAGUACUCGCUACGUGUCCAUCGAACUUCUACAUCGAUCUCAAUCGCUGCGUUUCGAAAGAGCUCAUCUGUCCUGUCGGAUACCAAAUCGAUGGAACUGAAUGUGUUCGAGAGAGCCUCGAAACCGUAUCUUGUCCCGUCGGUUCGACGCUUCGAGAUAAUCUGUGUGUGGUUGGCCAACCAAUUUGUGAGACCGGAUUCAGGGCGGAAAACAAUCGAUGUGUUCAAUACAACUAUCAGCUGCCGCACUGUCCAUCAACAACCAUCAUGACCGACAAUCGCUGCGUACGGAGCCCUGGGUGUCCAUCUGAGUACCGUUUCGUCAAUAAUCGUUGUGUAAAAUUGCUUUAUGGCAUGGUUAACUGCACCGCAGGUACACUAUUAGAUGACAAAUGCGUAGCUCCUGGUCCAAAUUGCAUGGAUGGUUAUCAGCUUGUGGAGAACCAAUGUAUUCAAGAGAAGCGCACAAAUCCAACUUGUCCGGAGCGAGCGAGACUCCAGCAAAUUCAUUGCAUUAUCGAUACUCCUCGGUGUUCAGAGGGAUUCAAAUACACCAACACCGUGUGUUUAAGAGUUUCCACAGUAAACGCUGUGUGUCCGCCUUCCUACAGUAUCCGUGAUGGACGAUGCUUUGCGGAUCGAGUCUCAACGGAACUCGCUUGUCCCGACGGUUUCAGUUUGCAGGACUCGCUUUGCGCAAGAAUGUUAUUCACGGCUGCAUCUUGUCCAUCCGGUUUCUUACUAGAGAACGGAAUUUGUGUAAAAACCGUGUGUAAUUCAACUCAUUUACCUCUUCCCAUGCCAGCUAUUCAGUCAUACCCUGAAUACUCAAUUCAUGAUACUGCUUCCGCUACACAUGUUGACAAUUACAAUUCGUUGCCGGUCGUAGAUCACCAGAUGAUAUUGAACGAACCAUUGCGAAUAAACCUAUUACAACCACUUGGACGAACAGCUCAGCUCUCUGGGAAUAUCAUAAAUGAACCUGCAACUCAGCAUAUAGCAACCCACUCGAGAGCCAGCCCCGGUGAGCGAAAGCCAUCUACCGUGGAUCUUUUCGAUAAAUUUUUCGAAAACAUUCCCAGUUCGCACGUGAGUGUAGUGGACAAUCUCUCGAAUCCAAUUCAUUUUGUUGAAUCGAAAAUAUCUGCAAUAGUUCACAAUAAUGAAUCUUCAAACGAUGUCCCCGUACCGGUGAAGCAUGAUGUUGUAGAAGAACCCGUAACCCAAGUCGAUGAGCUGAGUUCAGAGAUGUACAGUUGCACAGUUCAUUCACCAAAAAUUUGUACCAAUACAGAUGGUGAGUGGGAAUGCCUUCAACAAGACUUCGAAAACGUUCGAACACGUUACUGCCGGGAGAAUGGAGGUCAGCUCUAUUUGCGGUUGAACUCUACCGAUUACGACGAGGAACACGGUGUAUUGAUAAUAGCGUCGCCGGUUGAGGCAUCGGAUGAUGAGGAAGAGGAUGAAUAUGAAGAAGAAGUAGAUUGUUCCGGCUGCAUGGACGGAACAUACACUUGUUCCAAGAGUUGCUAUAGUUACGAUUGCGUCGACGAAUGUCUUUUCAUCGAUGUGAAUGAUUAUUGCGCGGAACUGCCAAAGCCGGACAAAGGCUGCUUUUGGGAAGAAGGAUGUCGUGGAAUUCAUUGUGAAGGAUAGAUUACUGAUGAUAGGUUUUCGUUUGAUCGUUUACUUUAAAAUUAAUUACUAUAUUAUGUCACAUAAAGAUUUGAAACAGUAAAAUAUUCAAAAGUACGUAGUGUAGUAUGAUUCUGAAUUAUGUCGGAGGUUAUAAGGAAUGUUUAAGGAAAUAA
Messenger RNA from Toxorhynchites rutilus septentrionalis, 4702 nucleotides. Its product is annotated as zonadhesin-like. Lineage: Eukaryota; Metazoa; Arthropoda; Insecta; Diptera; Culicidae. The transcript has 4 exons. The record is from RefSeq and is a predicted model, not a curated record. Bases 81 to 4547 code for a protein of 1488 amino acids.